AUGGCCACAGUCGCGCUGCCCGCCUGCUUCCUCGGCCUGCUGGCCCUCACCUGCGCCUGCUUUCAAGGGAACUGUGACAGAGCCAAGGGCCUGACGCAGUGCCUCCCUUGCGGCCCCAGAGGCCUGGGCCGCUGCUUCGGGCCCUACAUCUGCUGCGGGGAUGAGCUUGGCUGCUUCAUGGGCACCAGAGAGGCCCUGGCCUGCCAGAAGGAGAAGUACCUCGCAGCGCCCUGCCAGACGGGCCAGAAGCCCUGUGGGCGCGGGGGUCGCUGCGCCUCCAAAGGCCUGUGCUGCAGCCCAGAGAGCUGUGAGGCCACCCCCGAGUGCCUGGAGGGCCCGGGCAGUGUGCGCCAGGUCCGCGCCAGCAACCAAAGCAAGGAGACUGAGCCGGAGGACGAGGACAAGAAUCAGGAACAUUUGCCGAAAUUUGUGCGACUGAUGAUGAAGCUGGGCAAGGGGUUGCUGCACCUGUUCAAGGUGUUGUAG
This is a messenger RNA of Echinops telfairi (small Madagascar hedgehog), 486 nucleotides long. Its product is annotated as neurophysin 2-like. NCBI's taxonomy places the organism in Eukaryota, Metazoa, Chordata, Mammalia, Afrosoricida, Tenrecidae. The coding region runs from base 1 to 486 and encodes 161 amino acids. The transcript is spliced from 3 exons. Gene Ontology annotation, cellular component: secretory granule; extracellular region. Gene Ontology annotation, molecular function: neurohypophyseal hormone activity. The record is from RefSeq and is a predicted model, not a curated record.